This is a messenger RNA of Durusdinium trenchii, 3937 nucleotides long. Lineage: Eukaryota; Dinophyceae; Suessiales; Symbiodiniaceae. The record is from the annotation of a GenBank genome assembly.
CCGCCAACGCUUUCUUUCUGACUUCACCGUCACCGCCUUCCAUGAGCCAUGCUGGCCAUGCUGAGUGCUUCAGCGCGCUGAGUGCUGCUGUCGAGCAUCGAUGGGUGGUACGGGGCCAUUGAGCGGCGCCGGGGCUGCGGCGCUGGCCUGGAGAGUGCUUCUCUGGGUGGUUCUGAUUGGCUUGUUGCUCGAGGCGGGAUAUCGGGCCUAUGACAUCCGCUUGUGGGCCAUCAAGGACUAUGGACCGAUCAUCCAUGAGUUCGAUCCCUGGUUCAACUACCGAGCCACGGAAUAUUUGGCGCAGCACGGCUGGAACAAGUUCUUCACGUGGUUUGACCACCAGUCCUGGUACCCUUUGGGCCGACCAGUGGCCACGACCAUUUAUCCUGGCAUGCAGAUCACGGCGGUUUUCCUCUGGCAGAUUUUGCAGCGCUGGGAUAGCUCCUGGGAUCUCAACCAAGUUUGUUGCUACAUGCCUGCCUGGUUCGGCGCUGCCACCAGCCUCUUCACCGGGCUUUUGACCUUCGACGCCCUGGCCGGGCGUGACGCUGGCCCGAUGCCCUCCGGUGCGGCGGUGCUGGGUGCGGCGGCGGCGGCGCGGUGCAUGGCGAUCGUGCCGGCGCACUUGAGCCGCUCCGUUGGAGGAGGUUUCGACAACGAGGCAGUGGCCAUCGGCCCCAUGGUGGCCACCUUUGCCUUUUGGUGCCGCGCCCUGCGACCGGGACUCUCCUGGCCGUGGAGCUUCUGCGCCGCGGUCUCCUAUAGCUUCAUGGCGGCCUCCUGGGGAGGAUAUAUUUUCGCCUUGAACAUGGUGGGGUUACAUGCCGGGCUUUUGGUCUUCCUGGGAUCCGCUGGCAAUCUCUACGCGGCCUACAGCCUUUUCUUUGUGGUUGGAACGUUGGGCGCAAUCCAGGCCCGACCGGUCAGCGUGCUGGUCUGGUUUCGGUCAGGCUUCGAGCGGCCGAGGCUGCGAACCGGUGCGAUAACCUUCUCCUCGCGUGGAGGCCUUUGCUUCACUGCCCCUGUGGGAUUUCUCAUCGUGUUGCUCCGGGUCCUCUUGCGUCCUUGGCGAGCGGAUGCGGAUUGGUUCAUGUUGGCCCUGGGUGCCGUCAGCUACUUCUUUGCGCGGAAGAUGAAGCGGUGGGGUUGCGCCGUGGCGUUCCUCGCCGAUGUCGCCCUGGCCUCCGCCGAGUUCCGCCUUGGACGCUCCGAGCACCGCCGCGGGGCCUGGCUGGACCAGCCAGUGCCGCGGCUGCUGCGGCUGGCGGCGGUGAUGGGCACGUGCUACCUGCUCAAGCCCCAGGUUGAGGAGUUCUUGCAUUUCUGCGAUCACAAGGCGCGGUGGUCGUUGUCUCAUCCACAGAUCGUGACCAAGGCGAAGGAUGGCACGCUCAUCGAUGACUAUCGACAGGCCUAUGGCUGGCUGCGGCAGAACACGGCCUCCGACGCACGGAUCAUGGCCUGGUGGGACUAUGGUUAUCAAAUCGCCGGGCUGGCCAACCGCACCACCUUGGCCGACGGUAACACCUGGAACCACGAGCAUAUCGCCCUCCUGGGCCUGGCACUGUCCUCGCCGCAAGGGGAAGCUCACAAGAUCGCUCGACACUUGGCUGACUAUGUCUUGGUUUGGUCCGGCGGCGGUGGGAAGGACGACGUCGGGAAGUCGAAGCACAUGGCGCGCAUCGCCAACAGCGUCUACCGAGGCCACUGCAAUGAGGACGACUGCGAUCAGUAUGGGAUCUUCCCAGACGGCCAGCCGAGCAAGAUGAUGGAAGCAUCCUUGGUGUAUCGUCUCUGUGGCCGCGGCUCCCUGGACGAGCGCCUCUUCCGCGAGGUCUACGUCAGCCACCACCGCCGCGUCCGCGUGGCGCAGGUCCUCGACGUCUCUGCCUCGUCGCGGCGCUGGGCGGCGAGCGCGGAGGCCAAGCGCUGCGACGCGCCGGGAAGCUGGUAUUGCCCUGGCAGCUAUUCGCCCGGGCUGCAAGAGCUCUUUGAUCCCAAUGCCACCCAUCAGGAGGCGUUGGAUUAUCAAGCAGCCUACGCGACGCGCGUGCAGGAGCAGCUGAAGGAGAAACCAUUACCCAAUCAAGAGGGUUUGCCUCCAGGGAGCUACUUGGAUUCGUGUCGAGGCUGCUUGAUCUCGGGCACCCGCCUCACCUGCAGCCACUGCCGAGCGCCUGGGUCGCCGUCCAUUGCCUCAAACUUGGAGUACCAGAAGUGCCCUUUGCCUCAGAUCAACAACAUCCAGGGCCGCUUGCAGUGCGAGCCCAAGCCCAACGCAGCGUCCAUUCCUCGCGGCGGCUACCAGCGAAGCUGCAAGGGCUGUGACAUGCAGGGCGAUGUGCUCCACUGCAGCCAUUGUGGCACAGCCUCCGGCAACCAGGUGCCCGCCAGCUUCGAGGUCCUACGCUGCCCAGCACCUGCUGAACUGGACAAUGACAAUGGCCGGCUGACGUGUCGAGGUGUCCCCAACGACCUCGCCUGCCCGCCUGGGCCAUAUCUGAAGUCCUGUCAAGGCUGCCGCUCCGAGGCUGGACACGUCUCCUGUGCCUUGUGCCGCCGGGCAGACGGGCGACAGGUGGCGGCGGAGGCAGCUGCGGGGCGCUGCCGGUGGCCGGCGCAGCUGGAAAACCAGGAUGGAGAGCUUGUUUGUAGCGGCUCGCUGGCUGGACCCUACAAGCAAAGUUGCUCCAAGUGUCAGCAGCUGGACGAUGUGUUGAGCUGUGAAUGCGCCAAGUCGGAUGGGCAGCGCUUGGUCAGCAGCUAUGAAGUGUCGCGAUGCCAAAGUCCUGCAGAGCUUCACAAUCGAGAGGGCAAGUUGACCUGUCAAGGCGUGCCCAAUGGCCGGCGACUUCCACCGGGCCCCUACCUGGAGAGUUGCGAAGGGUGCCACGUCUUCAAGGAGACCUUGCACUGUAGUCAUUGUCUCAACGCUGAGGGCCUGCAGCUGAAAAGUUCUUUGGAGGUAGCAGCCUGCUUGUCGCAACAGCGAAAACCUGAGAACGUCAACGGUGCUCCCAGCACCGGUGGGCGAUGGCCGGUGUCGGCCCGAGGUCACUACACCUCCACGUUGGGCCAUGGACACACAGUGCGGGGCCACAGUGGACUGGCGGCCAUGCUACAGGCCCUGGCGGCCUUGGACGAUGCCACGCUGCUCACAGUCAUCACGGAAACGCUUCAAAGAAGACCCGAGCUGGCGCCCGGCGUCGUCAACGGCGCGGUGCCGGACCUCACCUAUGCCCCGGCGGACUCCUUGACCAAGCGCCGCGCGACGGGGCGCAUCAAGCAGGUCACAGGCGCCACCGGCGUGGGCUUCAUCGACUGUCCGGAGCUGAAGGCGGUCUUCGGCCAUGAUGUGUAUGUGCACAAGAACCAGGUGGGAGCCUUUCCCAUUGGCACUGAAGUGAAUUUUGCCAUCUUGCUGAGCAAGGACAUGAAGCCUCAGGCCUUCGACCUGCAACCGACAGGCGCGGCGCGCGGCGCGGCCGUCCAACGGGUCGGCGGGCCGGACCACGGGUGCUUCGCAAUUCAUGCGCUGUUCGGUGUCACCGCGAGCCCGAUGGAGAUUCCGGGUGAAAGAGCUUUGGUGGCCGAUGGCUACUGGUGCGCCACACUAGGCCCUUUGCUGAUUCUGAAGCCUCCGAUCCUGGAAAAGCACCUCUGGCCGAUUCCAUCGCAGGCCUUGCGCAGCUUGGACGUCAACACUGGGCCGCUCGGAGUGCUCACCACGCUUUGGGGCACGCUGCUGCUGCACGAGCCGCUCAAGGCUCGCCUGGGGCACGAGCGGGUCUUGAAGGGCGUGUGCGGCAUCAACGUGGCGGCCAGCUGCGGCUUGGCGGCGCUGACCUUCUUGGCACCUUCCCGGCUUUUGUUGGCCGGUCUGGCUGCACAAGUGGCUGGAUUCGCAGCCUGGCAGGCCACUAGCUUCGCUGAGUGA